Rhopilema esculentum is the source of this 740-nucleotide messenger RNA. RefSeq names its product protein FAM32A-like. The record is from RefSeq and is a predicted model, not a curated record. NCBI's taxonomy places the organism in Eukaryota, Metazoa, Cnidaria, Scyphozoa, Rhizostomeae, Rhizostomatidae. Gene Ontology annotation, cellular component: nucleolus.
UCGCCGAAGUGGAAACCCGCCUUAACAGUUUCAAAUUUUAAUAUUUUGACGGGAGAUAUGAACUAUGAAACCGCUUUAUGCCUUCUUGAAUUGGUUGCAUAUAAUUGGGCAAUGUAUAUAAUUGGGCAUUGUGGAAUUUCAUUCCAAACCUGAAUAAUUCUUUUAAUUAACGAUUAUUUGGUUCUUCAGGAACCUUUUGAAUCAUGGUUCGGAUUGCUUUUGAUACGAAGCCAAACAUUUUCAACGAUGUACAAAUCUGGACUUGAACGACGCCACGGAAAAGCUUGAAAUCUUCUUGUUCGGAAAUAAAUCGUUGUAAAAAUGGUUUCCCUUUACGCAGUUGCAGACAAGAAAAUGGCGGACGAUGUAUACAAAAGUACUGUUGUUGGUGGACUGAAGUUGAAAGGGGUAAAACCAUCUGGAAUUAAAAAAAAGAAAAAGAAGAAAAACAAAGCCAAAGAAAUAGAGUCAUAUGCAUCAAAAGGCUCACCAAAACAGUCUGAAAAGAAUGAAGAAAAUAAUGAAGUUGAAGAACAAGGCAGUACAAAGACUCCAGCUGAAAUUGCUUUUGAGAAGGCUCAACAAACAAGAGCAACAGAGCGGAUAAUGAAAAAAGCAGCAAAGACCCAUAAGCAGAGAGUUGAGGAAUUGAAUUCUUACUUGGAUGGUCUAUCUGAACACUACGAUAUACAGAAAGUUAGCUGGACAAAAUAAAGACAAAAACUUCUGUAUAUUUUCAG